Cyphomyrmex costatus is the source of this 1225-nucleotide messenger RNA. Its product is annotated as protein N-terminal glutamine amidohydrolase. The record is from RefSeq and is a predicted model, not a curated record. The coding region runs from base 266 to 937 and encodes 223 amino acids. Gene Ontology annotation, cellular component: cytosol; nucleus. The transcript is spliced from 4 exons. Gene Ontology annotation, molecular function: protein-N-terminal asparagine amidohydrolase activity; protein-N-terminal glutamine amidohydrolase activity. NCBI's taxonomy places the organism in Eukaryota, Metazoa, Arthropoda, Insecta, Hymenoptera, Formicidae.
UUUCCUCAUUCGAUUUGGGGACACUGGCUUAAACGAACCGCGCCGCCCGCACCGAGGUGCAGUAGUUAAACAAUGCCCCGACCGGUUGGGUGUGCGCGUCGCGGCUAAGAACGAGGACGAGUAGUUCGAGAUCGUUUAGCGUCUCGUUAUGAGGCUCGCAGGGUGAUUGACACGGUUCGCUUAACGCGCUCGUGUUUCCGCGUGUUCGGUGCGUGUUCGGCCUGCUUCUUAUCUCACGUCGCGUCCCUCCAGGUACGUCCGCAGGAUGGCCGUGGAACCUCGUGUGACCGGGAACGCGAAGCCCCUGGUGCCGCUCUUCACCAAGGCAUCCGAUUGCGUCAACACCAGCUGCUACUGCGAAGAAAACGUUUGGAAGCUUUGUCAAGACGUUGCGACUAGACAUCCUUCCGAAUUGCAGCAUUGUCACGUUGUUUUCGUAAGCAACCCACGACGAAGCGUUCCCCUUUGGCGCCAACGAUCGGGGAAGGAUGAAGACAAAUUAGUUGUGUGGGACUACCAUGCUAUUCUCAUCUACGCACCCGACGAAAGGGCGGUGGUGUAUGAUUUAGAAAGCUGCCUGCCGUUUCCCACGCAUUUCUGGAAGUACGCGACCGAAACCUUCCGAUCUGACGAGGCACUUCGGCCCGAGUAUCACAGAAGAUUCCGUCUGGUGCCCGCCAGCGUGUACUUACAACAGUUCGCAUCGAAUCGGCAUCACAUGAAGCGCAAGGAUGGUACUUGGAUCAAGACACCGCCAGAUUAUCCUCCAAUAUCGACACCAACUUGCAAGGAUAAUCUCGACUCAUUCAUCAACAUGGAACUAGGAACCGGACUAGGUGUUGUAAUGAGUUUGAAACAACUAGUUAACCGAUUUUAUAGGCCAAAUGUCAACACACAGGCUCCGACGCCGCCUCAACCGCAAGCUACAGCAACUUAAGUCGUGAAUUGCAGCGCGACGUUCGUACGCUUUGAUAAAACAUCUUGGAAAUCAAUUGUAUGGCCUAAGGGAAUUGGUUUGGUGCAUGCACCAUUGUGGGCUAAAAUACUUGAUCGAAAUUUGAUAAUAAUGUUAGUUCAUUGUUGCUAACGGCAGAAUUUCAAAUAUAAAGUCAUUGUAUUGCUAUUUGAGCAGGGUUUGCUCAAAAAUCGAGCUGAAGCCGAGGUGGUUUUAGCAAAAUUAAAUUUAUUAUCGCGUUGUGAUACUUUUGUCAAAGUUUUUGUUAUA